Molecule: messenger RNA, 2252 nt
Organism: Didymella exigua CBS 183.55
Lineage: Eukaryota; Fungi; Ascomycota; Dothideomycetes; Pleosporales; Didymellaceae
Product: phosphodiesterase/alkaline phosphatase D precursor
Exons: 4
Coding region: 269-2152 (627 amino acids)
Source: RefSeq, a predicted model, not a curated record
CGGCACGGCUUUGCAGUUGGAUGGUUUCGCGGCAUGCUUCAGCUGAGGUCAGUGAUUGGUAUCUUCUCAUUUUAGUGCUCCCCAAUGCUCCCGUUUCUGCAGAAAUGACGCAGUCAACGAGGGAUAGAGACUGAGAAACGGCUCAAAGAGCUCCGGGGGGCUUGCAAAUUGUGCGGCUCUGGUUAGGUUACAAAAGGUCCAGCAUGCCGAUAGCUCUACAGUAGGCCGGUCUGUUUGCACUUCUGAUUUUUGGGAGUCAACCAUCGCUAUGAAGCUCCAGUUUCUAUCACUCCUGCCAUUGGCGUCUAUUGCCAGCGCCAGCUGGUCGAAGAACUUGAACUACCGUUCUCCGUCAGAGCAUCACCCCGGGUUGGGAGUCUCAAUUCACAGAGUUGUGAAAAGAAAUGACCCUCAAUCUAGCUACAAGACAUCAACCCUGAACUUCACACACGGUGUUGCUUCUGGCGACCCAUAUCCCAACAGCGUUAUUCUCUGGACCCGUGUUGCCCCGCAAAGCGACAACUCACAAUCGAACUUGACAGUUACUGGCUACGCUCCUCUGUUCGACCAUGACAAUGAAAAAUACGUCCAUGUCUCAAAGUCGCCUGUCUGCGUCGAGUACAAGGUUGCAGCAGACAAAAACCUCACUAGCACGAUAGAUUCUGGUCAGGUCUAUACCAGCUCUGACGUAGAUUUCACUGUAAAGGUCGAGGCCAAGAAUCUGAAACCAUUCACCACGUACUACUACCAAUUCAAUGUCUGCAACUCGAACAACAAGAGCCCGAUAGGUCGGACAAAGACAACGCCAAAUGCCGAUGACGAUAUCACUGAGGUCGGUAUUGCAGUCUACAGCUGCGCGAACUACCCCUUCGGUUUCUUCAACGCAUAUGGUAAUGUUGCACGAAAGGACUCCGUUGACUACAUUGUGCACCUCGGAGACUACAUCUACGAGUACAAGAAUGGCGACUACGGUUGGGGAAAUAGCUUGGGACGCAUUCCUUUGCCUGAUCGUGAAAUCUUCACUUUGUACGACUAUCGCAAACGGCUGGCAACCUACCGUACCGACUUGGACCUUCUUGAGAGCCACCAGAAGUUUCCUUGGAUUUCUGUGUGGGAUGAUCAUGAAGUGGCAGACAACACGUACCGAGAUGGCAUGGCCGAGUUGAACAACACUGAAGAUUCGUUCAUCAAAGAUGGUGUGGGUGUGGCUGUAGACCAGCGCAAGAUGAACGCUGUUCGUGCUUACUUCGAGUGGAUGCCGAUUAGGCAAGUCGACAUGGACGACAACCUCCGUAUUUGGCGGUCAUUCUCUAUUGGCAAGCUUGUCGAUCUCACCAUGUUGGAUACACGCCAAUAUGAUAGAUCUAUUACAGAUCUGUACUGGAACACUGACUACGUCCACGAAAUCUCAAACGACGCUGGGCGCUCUCUCAUGGGUUCUCGUCAAGAGAACUGGUUCUACAGAAGUCUGUCAGAGUCGGCUAAGCGUGGUGCAACCUGGCGAGUCAUAGGUUCGCAAAUUGUGUUCUCACGCGUAAAUCAGUCAGCGGCCUAUGGCGACGCCAAUCCUGUGAACUACGAUGCUUGGGAUGGGUAUCAAGCGAACAGGAAUCGCACUUUGGACCACUUGUACAGCAACAACAUUAACAAUAACAUCUUCCUUUCCGGUGAUAGCCACGCCUCGUGGGUAAGUGAUCUUGUCUGGCUAGGUGAGAAGGAGUACGACAAGAGUACAGGAGAGGGCUCCAUUGGUGUCGAGUUCGCCGGCAGCGCUGUCACCUCUCCUUGCCCGUACGGCGCGAACAUCAGUCUUACCACCGCCAACAACUACUCCACAUGGCUGCAGAACGCGAACGAUGAGCUGCAAUGGCAGGAUCUGUACUACCGCGGCUACUUCGAACUGCACUUCACCCACGACAAGGUUGACGCGAACUUCUUUGGUCUGCCCACUGUCGUCCAGAGGAACGGAUGGGAGAUUCCCAUCGCUAACUUCACCGUCCUCGCCGGCGCCAACAAGCUGCAACGACCUGUUGCCGGGGGUGUUGUGGAGAGUGGCAGUCUGAAGUCUGGAAAAGUCGUACAGAACAACAUUACGCUUGACACAAAUAACGGCACAUGGUUUUUGAGCCAUGCUGAUCUGGAGGUGUUGUGAGGAAUGCUAGCGUCCCGCCCAGCCGGUUUGUAAAGAGGAAGAAGUUACUUUUGUGGACACCCAAGAACAGUAAUCGAAUGCAAAGUAUACACGCGCACUG